This is a messenger RNA of Eremothecium cymbalariae DBVPG#7215, 1497 nucleotides long. It is a transcript of the gene URK1, whose product is annotated as uridine kinase URK1. Lineage: Eukaryota; Fungi; Ascomycota; Saccharomycetes; Saccharomycetales; Saccharomycetaceae. The record is from RefSeq and is a predicted model, not a curated record. The transcript has a single exon. Bases 1 to 1497 code for a protein of 498 amino acids. Gene Ontology annotation, molecular function: ATP binding; kinase activity. Gene Ontology annotation, cellular component: cytoplasm.
AUGUUAGUGAACCAAGGAACACAAGCGGAGGCUGAGAUGAGUUCAGCAACUUCUCCAUCGAAGAAGCAGAAUAGGACGAACUCAAGUAAUGUACGCCCUCUUGUUAAUGAUACUGCAUCUGGGUCUCACUAUAGCCCUCCUUGGAUUACACCAUAUAUCAUAGGUGUUGGCGGUACUUCUGGAUCGGGCAAAACGAGUGUUGCGGCAAAGAUUGUGUCAUCGAUCAAUACACCAUGGACGGUAUUAAUCUCAUUGGAUAAUUUUUAUAAGCCGUUGAGCGCUGAGGAUCAUUCUAAAGCUUUUAGAAAUGAAUAUGAUUUUGAUGAACCUAAGGCUUUAGAUAUGGACCUUGCCUAUGAAUGCCUGCUAGCUUUGAAGGAGGGUAAGAAGGUUACAAUGCCAGUGUACAGUUUUGUGCAUCAUAAUCGGGUACCAGACAAAAACAUUUGUAUAUAUGGGGCUAGUGUUGUUGUUUUCGAAGGUAUUUACGCACUUUAUGAAGAGCGGAUGUCCAGUUUGAUGGAUUUGAAGAUCUACGUGGAUGCAGACUUGGAUAUUUGUUUGGCUAGGAGGUUAUCUCGUGAUAUUAUAUCGAGAGGUAGGGACCUCGAAAGUUGCAUCACCCAGUGGGAAAGAUUUGUAAAGCCCAAUGCCGAAAAGUUUGUAAAGCCUACUAUGAAGAAUGCUGAUGUGAUCUUCCCCUCUAUAUCUGAUAAUAGCAUUGCCACAAAGAUGUUGAUUGGACAUAUCAAAUCGAAGUUGCAACAAAAAUCGCAAGAUCACAUUGAAUACUUAGUUGAAUUGGGCCAUAAAUCUUUGCCGUUGGAUAAUUUAGAGACGAUCCAUCAGUUGGAACAAACCAACCAGGUUGCAUCAUUGAAAACCAUGGUUCUUGACAGAAGUCUAGAUCGUGAUGGUUUUGUAUUUUACUUUGACAGAAUUGCAACAAUUUUGGUUUCUAAAGCGUUGGAUUGGAUCCCUGCUUCUAAAUGUUCAAGACCUGUUAUAACAUCUUAUGGACAUGAGCUAGAAAAUGCUAUAGAUGUGAAUUUCGAUAAGGUUACAGCAAUAAAUAUUGUCAGAUCGGGUGAUUGUUUUAUGACGUCUCUCCGCAAGGCUAUUCCGAAUAUUUCAAUUGGGAAGCUCUUGAUUCAAUCGGACUCACAGACUGGUGAGCCACAGCUACAUUGCGAGCUCUUGCCUAAUAACAUCGACAGUGGCUUUGAGCAAGUUUUAUUGAUGGAUGCUCAGAUUAUUUCUGGCGCGGCUAUCAUUAUGGCUAUACAAGUCUUGAUAGAUCACGGUGUUGAACUCUCUAAAAUAAAGGUGAUUGUUUAUCUAGCAACUGAAACUGGAAUUAGAAGAAUAAUUAAUGCCUUCCAAAACAGAAUUGUAAUUUACGCUGGAGAAAUCGUGUCUGAAAAAGCGAUGGCAGAUGGCAAAUGUAAUUGGGCUAGGGUAAGGUUUAUUGACUCAAGGUACUUUGGAUGUGAUUGA